AUGUCGAUAGCAAUGGAAACAACACCGGUAUCAGUAUCUUCAGCAUCAGGAGCUGAUUUAAACAGUGAUAAAUCUUUGGAGCAAUCUCAACAUGCACUACAAAUGCAAUUAUCCUGUAGCGCCUCAUCAACACCACCAUUACAGAAUGUAUCGGAACAGUCCGGUAUCCUACAAUCUGACUUAAGUACCAAUCUAUCGACUAUUUUAAAUGCUUCAAAAAAUAAUGAUAUUAAAAGUGGAAAUUCACCUGUAAUUGAUGAUGACGCAAAUUCAAUGUUAGAACGUGAGCUUGAAGUUCAACAAAAAGCCUUCCAAAGGUUUACUUCCUCAUUAAACGAUCUCAGAUUUCGAUCAACAUUUCCAAUCAAUGUUUUUCCGCCAUUUUUGGCUGCUCUCCAACAAAAUCCCUUAACGCUGCAUAAUCAAUUCGCGGCAGCUAGCAGUAAUCCGAGAAGUUCCGGUGUAUCGCCUGGCUUAGAUGAUGAGGAUGAGAAUGAACCUCUGGCAACUACUGAGCCAGAAGAUUUGACUAUUAACUUUCGUAAAGAGAAAAAAGAAUGUAUUAUGGGGGCUAGUGGAAGUACGGGUGAUGAUAAUGCGGAUUCAGAUGCUAGUGGACAACAGAAUUGGUCAUAUGAAGAACAAUUUAAACAGUUAUAUGAAUUAUCAGAUGAUGUAAAAAGGAAGGAAUGGUUGGAUGAUUGGCUUGGCUUUAUGCAUCGUAUUGGAAAACCGGUUACACGGAUACCAAUUAUGGCUAAACAAGUCUUAGACUUAUAUGAACUUUAUCGAUUGGUUGUGCAACAUGGUGGUUUAGUUGAAAUUAUCAACAAAAAAUUAUGGCGUGAAAUAACGAGAGGAUUAAAUUUACCAUCAUCAAUUACCUCUGCUGCAUUCACAUUAAGAACACAGUAUCAAAAAUAUCUGUAUGAUUAUGAAUGUGAGAAGGAAAGUCUCAGUACGGCAUCCGAUUUACAGCAAGCAAUUGAUGGAAAUCGGCGUGAAGGAAGACGAAAUGCAUCGACUGGAUCUGCUAAUUAUCCACAAGUUGGAUAUUCGGUUGCUGCAACUGCUGCUGCUGCAGCACAUCAUAACUCGACAGCAUUACUUAACAAACAUCUCAAUGGUACUUUAAAUCUUCGAAGCGGUUUAGAUGAUGAUGCUGGUUUAGGCCCGGCAUCACAACAAGCAGCUUUAGUAGCUGCUUAUCAUGUCGAACAGUUGGCUGUUUUGGAAGCACAACAAAGGCAAUUUGAACGAGCACAACGAGCCGCGGUAGAAGCGGUAACGCGGCAUUCAGUCCAUACACGUAGCAAAAACAACAUUGUAAACAGCAGUAAUAGCAAUAACAGUAGCAAUAGUGGCGGUGGUGGUGGUCAUCAUUCUCAUAUGUCGGGACGUGAAUCAACAUCAUCCGCUGAUUCUGAUGGUGCUGCACCGGCAAAACGAGCGCGAACAUAUUCCUCGGUUACCGGUACCGCUGAUACCACUAAUGCUGCUGCUGUUGCCGCUGUUGCUGCAGCAGCAUUAAACGAUGAAAAUGGUCUCAGCAAUAAUUUAUUGGCUAAUUUGGCCACAGAACGAUUAUUUGGCAGUAUCCCAUCGGCACAUCUCAAAAUUACCAGUCGAGGAGAGAACUCCUUGGUAGUAUCAAUGGAAAUUAAUGGUACCAUGUAUCAGGGUGUACUGUUUGCAUUAGGAGGUGGUACCGGUGCUACAAAUAUCCCGCAAAAUCCUUUCCAGAAUGUUAGCGAUGCAGCAACAAUGGUAACGGGGUUGAAUUUAGCUACAACACUCAAGAAUCCUUUAUAG
Messenger RNA from Cercopithifilaria johnstoni, 1812 nucleotides. The record is from the annotation of a GenBank genome assembly. Lineage: Eukaryota; Metazoa; Nematoda; Chromadorea; Rhabditida; Onchocercidae.